Molecule: messenger RNA, 1610 nt
Organism: Branchiostoma belcheri (Belcher's lancelet)
Lineage: Eukaryota; Metazoa; Chordata; Leptocardii; Amphioxiformes; Branchiostomatidae
Exons: 5
Coding region: 474-1001 (175 amino acids)
Source: RefSeq, a predicted model, not a curated record
AAGCCUGUGCACACAGCUACAACAAAUAUCGUCUGAAGGCGCUGUUUGUACAUCCCGCACGCCCACAAAUGGCGGUAAAGCUCGAGAUGUCGGUAGCCGGCUAACAGGACGUAACCACGGCGAUAUCGUUGUCAAACUAUCUUGUAAUCUUAUGAUUACACCUGUAAGAUGCAUGAAAACACAUCCUGAGAUGUGGUCAUCAAACAAGGCUGCAACUUGGAGCUGGGCUGUCGCUAUUUUUGUUCUCUUCAUUGGCGGGAAGCCACGGCCAAGAUGUGGACAUCAUCACCCUCCCUCCGGAGCUGGCGGAACAGAUCCGAGCCAGCAUCGCUGACAGUCAGAUCACGGUGACUAACGCCGUCCAGGGGCUGGUGGCCGUGGCCGUGUUCCUCAUCAUUGUUGGUCUCCUGUUAGGACUCAACCACUUCAGAUGGGAACGGAGACACAAAGAAUCCCAGCUCCGAAAGGUGAGCAUGAACCGGAUGACUGUACUCGAACAACCGUCAUUUACUGUGAAAAACGGCGAAGUUCAACGUCGGGAGGAGAACGUUCCGGAGAGCGGCGAAGUUCAAGGCCAGCAAUCGACCGGUACCCUGUCCGAAGGAGACGAUCGAUUGGACAGGCAAAAAGAGCCGCAACCUUCUGAAUACGAGGAACAAGGCACACAGGAGGACGUUGUGAUAAAGAUGAAGCUUCCGUCAAAAUCGUACCCAACAAGAUAUGUCUAUGAUAAUCCUGUACUGGAGGACGGAGAAGCUGAAGAAGAACGACCGAGCCCAUUCAAACACUGGGAGCGUGACUCCGAGCUGGAGGACUACCUUGCACAUUUCAUGUCCCCUCCCAGGACAAUGGACUCUCCCAUCCUGUCCCGUAGCUACAUCCUGGAGUUCUCCCAGAAGUUCAACACUGACCCGGGGAGCCGGUCUGGGCUGGACAACCCCGGGUUUGCGGACCGGCCUAACGAUCCAACCGUGCGCCCGGCUUUAGAAACUGAGGUGUAGUCAGUUCGGACGAUUGCAUUUAGAAGUCAAUAAUUUCUUUGUUUUAAUCUAAUUAUUGUCAAUUUGUCCAUGUCAGUGUCAAUGUCUUUUCCCACGGGCUCGCAUAAGGGAACAGAUUUGCAUGUGUAGCAGACGUAUUAUGCCAAUAAUACUUUGCUGGCUAGCUUUUCACAUCCACCAUAGUGGAUUGCGGUGACAGUCUGUUGAACAUACCAGCAUGCUGCUACUUAAUCAGUUUACCCGCCAACACCUGGUUGCCAAGAUUCAUAUGAUAAUAAUUAUGACGUCAUGGAGCAGAUUUGAUCCGACUUUGAUCUGGUUCGAUCCGGCUCCGAUCUAACUCGAUCCGGACAAUUUUAUCCUUGUGGAAUGGGGACUCUCUAAUAUAGACUGUUUUGAUUUUCCAUUGCCCAAUCAAUAGACUUAAAUUCAAAGUAGACAGGAUCAAUGGUAACACGUAACCACAUGCCGGCCGUAAGUUGCCCAUUUAUCCGCAUUGUGAAACAAUGUUGUUUGGACAUGUUGCCUGAUAUCAGUAUCUAAUACUGCACAGAGGAUACCUGAGUCCUUGUUUGGUAGUAACUUGUAUAUUUUCAAUAAAAUACCAGA